UCGUUAUAAGAACAGCGCCAUCUUUGUCUCCCAGAACUAGACGUUCUCGUCGGAUAACCAGUCACUUCACUCUGCCACCAACCUCUCAGUCAUCCACUUAUCUUCUGACUGUUGUCCUCAGUGGCUUUCUGAAGAAUCGGGAUGCAAGCGAUUAAAUGUGUAGUCGUGGGAGAUGGCGCCGUGGGGAAGACAUGCCUUCUCAUUUCAUACACCACCAAUGCGUUUCCUGGAGAAUACAUUCCAACGGUGUUUGACAACUACUCUGCUAAUGUGAUGGUCGAUGGCAAAACGAUCUCGCUCGGAUUAUGGGAUACCGCUGGACAAGAGGAUUAUGACCGACUCCGCCCGCUGUCAUACCCUCAAACGGAUGUCUUUUUGAUUUGCUUUUCCCUAGUCAGUCCUCCAAGCUAUGAGAACGUUAGGACCAAGUGGUUCCCCGAGAUAUCCCAUCAUGCACCGCAGACCUCCGUCGUACUGGUUGGGACGAAACUUGAUCUACGUGAAGACCCUGCGACGAUAGAGAAACUCCGGGACCGUCGUAUGGCGCCAAUCCAGUACGCUCAGGGAGUUGCGAUGUCCAAAGAUAUUGGAGCAGUGAAAUAUUUGGAGUGCUCCGCGUUGACACAGAAGGGCCUCAAGACUGUCUUUGACGAAGCCAUCCGGGCAGUCUUGAAUCCACCUCCACGGACAGACAGGGGGAGAAACAAAGCGUCAAAGUCGUGCAUUAUUGCUUGAGGGCCAGAUGUAUGCGGUUGGAUGGUGGCAUACAUAUAAUAUCACGCCAUUUAUGUUUCUAUUCGACUUUGACCUGUAUGCUUUUUGACUUUGCUUCUUUACACUUUUGAUGCUACCGACGGAUGCUUGUUUUUUUUUGUGUUCAAACAUUCUUGUUGCCUGGGACGUGCAAUGGUGGGCGUAAACAAGCAACCGCG
Molecule: messenger RNA, 932 nt
Organism: Guyanagaster necrorhizus
Lineage: Eukaryota; Fungi; Basidiomycota; Agaricomycetes; Agaricales; Physalacriaceae
Product: small GTPase rac1p
Exons: 9
Coding region: 142-735 (197 amino acids)
Biological process (GO): small GTPase-mediated signal transduction
Molecular function (GO): GTPase activity; GTP binding
Source: RefSeq, a predicted model, not a curated record